Mycena indigotica is the source of this 816-nucleotide messenger RNA. Its product is annotated as ABC transporter protein. Bases 1 to 816 code for a protein of 271 amino acids. The record is from RefSeq and is a predicted model, not a curated record. The transcript has a single exon. NCBI's taxonomy places the organism in Eukaryota, Fungi, Basidiomycota, Agaricomycetes, Agaricales, Mycenaceae.
AUGCGACUCUUGCUGCUCAGUCUCUGUGUUGGCCUUGCCCUCGCCCAUCCUAUGCACAACGCGCCGGGCCUCGGCGAUAUAUUUGGCGACGACACAUUUGACGACUCGCCAAUAGACACAAGCACUGAAGUGUUUCCUCGUCCACCACGCCUCCCUCCUAUUGCGACGAAUGAAGGCCCUGGAUUUGUUGAUCUUCUGCCGACUACUACUGCAGGGAAGAGAAUCAAGAGUUCAUCGACUGCUGCGAGCGUGGGAUCAGCGAGUCUGGCUGCUAUCAACACACUUUUGUCUUCAACCACCAGUUUGGCGAGCACGCCGACGACUACCAUUCCCCUCGACUAUACGCCUCUUUUGCCUGUCGUUCCGCCCACGGAAACACCUGGCGACACGUCAACUACUUCGUCUGCUGCAGCGCAAUGGAAGAUCAUCGGCGUGACAACGGUCGGCAUCGCGGUGGUCGCUGGGUUCCUACUGUGCAUUCUCUACUACGACGCGCUCUGGGGCUGCAUGCUGGCUAUGGUUGGCAAGAAGAAGCGGAAGAACAAAGGGACGGAGGAUCUGGUGCCGGACUGGGCGAGGGGCGAGUGGGAGUAUAAGAUUGCGAGUGAGGACGGACACCGGUACCCGACUAUGGCCUCGCUCGAGUCGAUGGCGAAGAAUUUGAAGAGCCCCAAUCCUGACCCACACAGUCUUGUGCCCUCCCGCCUGCCGUCAAUCUAUAUUCCGAAACUGGAGCCACAUCCUCUCGAGCCGCUUUUCCGUCGACCUAGCGUGGUGCAGCACCCGAUUCUACUCAGUCCGAACCUGCAGCGGUGA